Cooperia oncophora is the source of this 1338-nucleotide messenger RNA. The record is from the annotation of a GenBank genome assembly. NCBI's taxonomy places the organism in Eukaryota, Metazoa, Nematoda, Chromadorea, Rhabditida, Trichostrongylidae.
UUGCAGUUCCUGAAUAUUGUUGGACAGGAUGAAGCACGUUGUUUGACGCUGAAUGUUUUCUCUCCACGAUGGGCUCAAGAUAGCAAGGAGAGACUGGCUGUCAUGGUGUGGAUUCACGGCGGAGGAUUCUCCAUACAUUCAAGUAGCAACUAUGGUGACACGUCCAUAGCCAGGAAUCUUUGCGCCAAGGACGUUAUCGUCGUUUCUGUCAAUUAUCGCCUUGGUCCGCUCGGGUUCUUCACCACUGGCGAUGACGUACGGCGAGGAUAUAUGGGACUCUGGGACCAGACUCUUGCUUUACGUUGGGUACACGACAACAUUUCGGCGUUCGGAGGAGAUCCAGGAAAUGUGACGGUGUUCGGCCAGAGUGCCGGAGGAGCCAGUGCAGAUCUGCUCGCUAUCAGCCCUCAUUCAAGAGAUCUGUUCCACCGAGUGAUUCCGAUGGCGGGUUGCGGUGAGUGCGACUUUGCGAUGCGCACUAGCGAAGCGCAAGCCACACUGGGCCGAGAGUAUGCGAGGUAUCUGGGUUGGACUGGAGCAGAUGACGAUACAAAAGGUCUUAUGCAUUUUAUGGAAGCUCAGCCAUCUUCUCGUGUUGGGAUGGGGGUACAUCCAAAGAAGGGAUUCCGCUCUUCAAUAUCUGGUAACCUGCUAUUUGUGCCAAAUUUCGAUGGGGAUUUCUUCCCGAAACCGAUGAGUGAGCUAAGACGUGAAAGUCCACGAAAAACCAUUAUGACUGGCACUACCCAACAUGAGGGACUCUUCUUUGUUGCUCUCGGUGGCUUGCUAAAACCAAAGAAGGGUUUGGGCGAUUCUGCAGGAGCGUCAUUAAAGAGUGCGACUACGAGGCACGAUGUGGAGGAAUUGUCGGCGAGUUUGAUGGGUGAUUACGCAAUCAACGUUGGAGUGCUACAGUAUGCUAGGAAAAUGUCCGAAUGCGGUAAUAACGUGUAUUUUUACUGUUUCGACUAUUUCAACCCGGACGGAUUCGGCUUUUUGAGGUUUAUGUUGCCAUAUAAAGGUUCUACUCACUGCUCUGAACUGCGAUAUGUUCUUGGAAAGGGGAUAUUCUCAAAGUUCAAGCCGAAUCACGAAGAUCUGAAAAUGCUCGAUAUCAUGACCGCAUACUUCACUAAUUUUGCCAAAUACGGGAAUCCUAACGGUGAUCAAUCUUCCUCUGAAAACGGAUCACUAUGGGAGCUUUACGAUCCUACACAACCAUAUCGUCAUUUACAUAUCCAAUUACCGACACCUGUGAUGGCUGAUGACUAUCAGAAGAGACGCAUGGAGCUAUGGGACAAAAUUUUGCAGAAAAAUCGGUCUAGAGCCAGGCUCUAA